Molecule: messenger RNA, 2490 nt
Organism: Ceutorhynchus assimilis (cabbage seed weevil)
Lineage: Eukaryota; Metazoa; Arthropoda; Insecta; Coleoptera; Curculionidae
Source: the annotation of a GenBank genome assembly
AUGUAUAUGCAAGAGCUAGGGUCUAUCAGUAGAGACCAAAAAGCCGAUCAGGAUACACUAGACAAUAUAUCUAGAUUGAGAAGAGAAGGUGAGAAUAAGCAUUCGCAAAAAACUCACGAAAAAGAAGAAAUGGUCAAGAGGAUGAAUAAAUUAGCGGAACAUAUUCACACCAGCGAGCAAGCUUUGCAUGAUCAAAAUAAAUUACUAAGAGACCUUCAGCAAGAUGUAGGAUCGUCUAAAAAUAAAGUUGAUGAGGUUCAGAAGCAGCUAGAUGAAGUCUUAGAGCAAUUAGGUAACGCUAAAACUGACGAACACGACGAUAGAAGAAAAAAAAAGAAGCAAGAAAUCGUCAAUCAUUUCAAGGCAUAUUAUCCUGGGGUUUAUGGGCGCAUGAUCGACAUGUGUCAACCCACUUACUCACAUUACAAUAUGGCCAUUACCAAAGUCUUGGGCAAACAUAUGGAGGCUAUUGUAGUGGAUACUGAACGUACCGCACGUCGGUGCAUACAAUAUUUAAAAGAUCAAAUGUUGGACCCAGAAACAUUCCUUCCAUUGGACUAUUUGCUGAUAAAACCGUCAAUUCGAGAUCAUGUGCGUAAUAUUACUGAACCCAAGGGAGUGAAACUUCUGUAUGACGUUUUACAAUAUGAACCGCACGACAUAAAAAAUGCAGUUUUGUUCGCUACCAAUAAUGUCGUAGUAUGCGAAUCUCCAGAAGAUGCCAAUAAAGUAGCAUAUGAACUGGGAAGUCGAUUUAAUGCAGUCGCUCUUGAUGGAACUUUUUAUCAAAAAUCGGGAAUUAUUUCUGGAGGAACUGUGGAUUUGGCUCGUAAAGCUAAAAGAUGGGAUGAAAAACACUUUGCCAGCCUUCAAGAACAAAAAGAAAAGCUCGCCAAUGAACUGAGAGAUGCCAUGAGAAAAACACGAAAAGAAUCUGAAAUUAUUACUGUGCAGUCUCACGUGAAUGGUUUGGAAAGAAGGUUGAGCUAUGCCAAAGGUGAUAUGAAUACAACUCAAACACAAAUUGAAAAACUUGAAAAUGAAAUUGAGAAUCUAGCUAGAGAGAUUCGAAAAUAUGAUCUUAAAAUUGAAGCUACCGAACAAGAUAUGCAAAAACGAGAGAUGCACAUCGAAAAUAUCGAAACAAAAAUGAAAAAAGUAGAAGAUCAGGUUUUCUCAGAUUUUUGCAAGGAAAUUGCAGUAGAGAACAUCAGACAAUACGAAGGCCGCGAGUUACGCCACCAUCAAGCAAGAAAACAAAAAUGUAUCGAAUGCCAAAUGCAAAUCGAUCGCAUUCGCAGCAAUAUCGAAUUUGAAACUGAUCGCGACACUCACACCAACGUAAGUCGCUGGGAGAGGAUAGUAGCUGAGCAAGAAAGCAACUUGAAAACAGCAAAAGUCAAAGAGGCGAGGCAAAGGGAAGAAAUUGACAAAGCUAUGAAGAUUUUGGAAGAGCACGAGUCACUAAAAACUUUGAAGAAGAAAGAGGUGGAAAAAAUGGAAAAGGAAUUAGAUCAAGCCAGACGAGAUGCUAAAGCUACAAAUAAGGAUAUGCAAUCCCUUCAAAAAAAUGUUAUGUCUAUUGAAUCCACAAUUGAUAAACUCAAGAGUGCUGUACUUUUACAUUGCAAGAUAGAAGACAUUGCGAUUGCCUUGUCAGCAGGUAAUAUGGAUGAUAUUGCAGCUACUGACACGCAAACUUCUUCGGGUGCCAGCAGCACAUUAGAACAAUAUGAACGAGAUGCUACAAUCCAAAUCAACUUCAGUCAGUUGUCAGAUGAGCUAUUGCAUUUAGAAGACGACAAUGAGUAUAAGGAAUGCGAAAAAAAGCUUCUUAAAGCAAUUUCGAGCUUACAAGAAAUUCUUCGAGUAAUUCAGGCGCCCAACAUGAAAGCUAUGGAAAAGUUGAAACAAGCGCGAGGCAAACUGCGGUCGACCAAUGAAGAAUUUAACGAGCUAAAGAGGCGAAAUAAUGAAGCUCGAGCCGCCUUUGAUACAAUCAAGAAUCUCGGAACCGCUAAGUUUAAUGAAUGCUUGGAUCAUGUGGCUCGUGAAAUUGACGAUAUAUACAAAGCCUUGUCCCAGAAUCAAGCGGCUCAAGCGCAUUUGCGUGUCAAAAAUAUAGAAGAACCGUAUUUGGACGGUAUCGAUUAUGAUUGUGUUGCUCCAGGCAAAAGAUACCAGCGAAUGUCUGAUUUGUCUGGUGGAGAAAAAACGGUAGAGGCUUUGGCUUUGGUGUUUGCUAUACACUCUUUCCAGCCGGCUCCGUUUUUCGUACUGGAUGAAGUAGACGCGGCGAUGGAUAAUACAAAUAUCGGAAAAGUCGCCAAGUUUAUCAGCGAGAAAACUGAAUCUUUGCAAAUUAUUGUUAUAUCCUUGAAAGAAGAAUUCUUUUCUCAUGCUAAUGGACUUAUCGGCAUUUAUCCUAAGCCUGGACACUGCCUCAUCAGUCAAGUAGUUACGAUGGAUCUGACUGCUUUUGAAGUUUAA